This is a messenger RNA of Gymnodraco acuticeps, 4501 nucleotides long. Its product is annotated as cytohesin-2. Gene Ontology annotation, molecular function: guanyl-nucleotide exchange factor activity. The transcript is spliced from 12 exons. The record is from RefSeq and is a predicted model, not a curated record. Gene Ontology annotation, biological process: regulation of ARF protein signal transduction. The coding region runs from base 130 to 1380 and encodes 416 amino acids. NCBI's taxonomy places the organism in Eukaryota, Metazoa, Chordata, Actinopteri, Perciformes, Bathydraconidae.
AGAACAUCGCUUCCGGUGUCGCCACCUUCUUUGUCUCCGGCCCAACAUUUCGACAUCAGGGGUUUUCUAUUUUUUCCACCUUAUUUUUUAGGAUAUAUUUACUUAUAUAUCCUUACAUUUCUGGAUUGAAUGACAGUCGACUCUGAACUAUUAAUGCCUAAAAGCAAAGCACCAAAAAUGGAUGACCUGGACUACAUCCCAGUAGACCUCAGCCCAGAGGAGCGCUCUGAGCUGGAGGACAUCCGCAGGAGGAAGGGCGUCCUGCUGCAGGAGAUCCAGAGACUCCGGGAGGAACUACGAGAGGCCAUUAUGGAGGUGGAGGGACUGGAGACCAGCACAGAGGGCAGUAAAACUCUUCAGAAAAGCAGGCAUGUGGCGAUGGGAAGGAAGAAAUUCAACAUGGAUCCCAAAAAGGGCAUCGUGUUCCUGGUGGAGAACGAGCUGAUCAGACACACUCAGGAGGACGUCGCUCAGUUCCUCUACAAAGGAGAGGGCCUCAACAAGACUGCCAUCGGAGAUUACCUGGGAGAAAGGGACGACUUCAACCUCAAAGUUCUUCAGGCUUUCGUUGACCUCCAUGAAUUCACUGAUCUCAACCUCGUCCAGGCCCUCAGACAGUUCCUGUGGAGUUUCCGUUUGCCCGGUGAAGCCCAGAAGAUUGACAGAAUGAUGGAGGCCUUUGCUCAGAGAUACUGCCACUGCAACCCCGGCGUCUUCCAGAGCACCGACACAUGUUAUGUGCUGUCAUUUGCCAUCAUUAUGCUGAACACAAGCCUCCACAACCCAAAUGUGAGGGACAAACCCGGACUGGACCGCUUCAUCUCGAUGAACCGAGGCAUCAACGAGGGGGGAGACCUCCCCGAGGACCUGCUCAGGAAUCUCUAUGAUAGCAUUAAAAAUGAGCCCUUCAAAAUCCCAGAGGACGACGGCAACGACCUGACGCACACCUUCUUCAACCCGGACAGAGAGGGCUGGCUUCUCAAACUCGGGGGACGCGUGAAAACCUGGAAACGACGAUGGUUCAUUCUCACAGACAACUGCCUUUAUUACUUUGAAUACACCACAGAUAAGGAGCCACGAGGUAUCAUUCCUUUGGAAAACCUUAGCAUCCGGGAGGUAGAAGACCCAAGGAAGCCUAACUGCUUUGAGCUGUACAUCCCCAACAACCGUGGGCAGCUGAUUAAGGCAUGCAAGACGGAGGCUGAUGGCAGGGUAGUAGAAGGAAACCACAAUGUGUACCGUAUCUCCGCCCCCGCACCGGAGGAGAAGGACGAAUGGAUCCACAGCAUCAAAUCGGCUGUCAGUGUUGAUCCCUUCUACGAAAUGCUCGCUGCGAGGAAGAAACGUAUAUCACUGAAGAAGAAGGAGGAACAACCGUAGAGUAUUCAACUCAUUCUCUGUCCUUCUCAUCCUCCUUCCAACAGGACACACAUUCUCUUCCCUGCUCCUCACUACCUGUCCAUAAGUUUAGUUAGUAGUUCCACCGUCCUCAAACACAUCCUCUCCCUGAUAAGAGGACUCCUUGAUACCCUGUCUACCAGACUAUUGAACACCUCCUUCAGAGUGAAGCGCACCCCGCCGUGGCUGCCUCUUGUUAUCUCGUUUCUUACACUACUGCUGGUAUACACACCCUGACACACUACAACCAGAGCACAUCGUCCGUCCCGUCUUCUCACCGCUUCCCUCUCUCGUUCAGCAUCUAAGUGAUCUGUGCACUGGGCUUAGACCAUAUUCAGACUAAUGUUGGUGAUUUCAGAAACAAAUCUUUCCUGUUUUCCAAAAUGCAGGGAUUUAAAAAGGCUAUGAUUGUUAAGAUUUAGGGCAUCCUGAUUAUUUUUUGGAAAUCUUUUUUUCUCUAUUUCCUCAUAACUGCCUUGUUAGUGACAAACAAAACUUUUAAAAAACUGACAGCUGUUCAGCAGAACUAUGUCAGGCCUCUGACUGAAGCAGCUUUCGUGCAGAAGAGGUUUAAUAUUUCUCUCUGUGCUCUGGCCUUUAAGAAUACUCUCUGAAAAUACAAUGGUGACACAAAGCCUUCUAUGUUUCUGACAUCUGCAUUAGUGUGAAUACGGUCUUUUUCAGAGUAGCAUCCGCUUCAGUUACCGUGGAGUGUUCUUUCACAUUUAUGAUGACGCUGCCUAAAUGAGAAAUGGCCUUCCUUGGUUGUGUGCACCCCAGAAAAAUGUGAAUUCAAUAUUCAAAUACUACAAAUGUUUUUUUAGUUAAAGGACAGGUAUGUAGGAUUUGUGGUGGAUCUAUUAAGACAAGUGGAAUAUAUUAUUCACCUUUAGGUUUUCUUUAGUGUAUAAUCAUCACUUAUCUCGAAAUCGUUAGCUUAUAAUGAGCGCGUCAUAUCUGCACAGGGUGCCGUCAGCUCUAGAGGGGGGCAUCAUGUUUUUCAGCUGGAAUUUUGAGGCGCAACGUUGAAAGAUGGAGAUUAGGAAGACGAGGUUGUUGGUGCUGGCCAAACAUUUGAUGUAUUAAGAAGUUUUGAGAACAGUAAUGGAGGGUCAUACUCAUUAUCUGGCACAAGAAAAAGCUAACAAGCGUGAAUUAUUGCCGCCAAGGAAGCAAAAACAUAAAGAAUGUGAACGCUAGAUACCAAUAAAUCCUACACACUGGACCUUUGACGAUAGUAAGAGAAGAAUCCGUUUAAGUCAACGCAGCAAAAGAUUUCAGAUCACUGAGAUGUGCCCAUUGCUUCCUAUACUACUCUUAAUGGCUUUGACACGCACAGCUACCGUCUAAACCCUACAUACUGUAACCCUUAUGUGAGGGAAAUGUCACUGUUCAUGACUGUUUGCCAAGUUACUGUUGAUUUUCAAUUACAGGGCAGAAAGGUUGCUUUACUUGCAGUAUUAAUGGAGAAAGCAAUUUCUCUCCUUCCAGAUAGCUUUUUGUUUCAGCUCACUAAGACAAGAUGUGGUGUUUAGCAUGUUUAUUUACAUGCUUCAACAAUAGCUGUAGGCUUGUUUACAUUACAUUGCGUUUAGCUGACGUUUUUAGCCAAAGCGACUUACAAUAAGUUUACAAAUCCUUAAUAACACUUUACUGAGCAAUGAUCAUGUCCUCUCAGAUGUAAUGUUCUAGCAUGCCACACAUAUUUCUUUCCUGCUCAGCACUACAAGAUGAACACGGACAUCUCUCUCACAACAAGUAAUAACUCUGUAAGACAUUUAACUGUUAGAGCCUGGACUGUCCGCUAUAGUGCAUUUCAUGAAGUCACAAAGGCAGCUCAUUACAAUGUAUACUUUCUGUAAAUAGAUGUUAGCAUAUUUGUUUACGAUACAUAUAGAAAUGAUUUUAUUUAUUCUUUAUCUUUUGUUCAAAUCUGAUUUGUGUACGAGCUACUGUAAGACUGCAUGUUGAUAAACUGAACCGUCAGAGUAGGUACUGAUGCAUCGCUGAUCAUUCUAGUGCACUGAUUUGAAAAGUGUUAGUGUUCCCUGUUAAUACCGAUAAAUAGCUUUUUAAUAUUGAGGUUGUUUUAAGCAUAGAGCUAUUAGUCUUAUCGUAGUUUCUUUUCUAAAUGAGAUGGUGUUAAAGAGAUGUUUAGAAGUCUGGUUUAUUUAUUUUAGAGUAAACCAGACUGUGAAGCACAAGCAGCAAAGAGUCUCAAAAACUAAAGUCCAGUUUUUGACUCAAUGGCUGCCCAGAGUCCACUUGAAGUGUGCGGGGGCUUCUCACAAGCUGGCAUUUCCAUCAUACAACAGUAAUUAAAAUGAAGAGACAACAAAACAAGGAACACUAACAAAGCUUUGAUUCAUUAUAUAAUAGUAAAGAUAUUCAGAUGUAAUGAAUCAGUAACAAGUUUAGAUUUGUGUCCAGUGAUAGAUUUGCUUGACAUCCAGUUCAUAAACGUAUUGCUAGUUGUUUAUUGAAUUGGCCAUUUUUAGAAGGUAGUGAAAAUAUUUGUCUACUGCACUUUAUCAAUUUUAGCAUUUUGGAGAAAAUGCUGUUACUUUGACUGACAACACUCCAAUACUCUGUAGCACCCUCUACUGGUGAUCUCACUGCAAUAUGCUGAAGGACGAACCAUUAACUGUAGAAAUUACAUAAUUUUAAGUUUUUUCUUUGUGAUGACAACAUGAAGACUUUGUUUUAAAGACACAGCUGGUGAUUGGUCCUUCAAAUAACAGAUAUUGAAUUGCCUUUACUCUCCUACCUUAUGAAACUGACAAAGGCCUAACUUUAAUCCUCCAUGUUUGUGUGCUAACAAAACACACAGACUAUCUGUAGGCCUCGACCUUCUGGGUAUUCUUGAAGUGCAAAGUUGCCAAAAAAAACAGUUGGGACAACAAAUGUUUAUUUAAACAUUACAAAUGAACACUGAAAUGAUCAGACUGAAACUGGGCCUCUUCAGGAAAUGUUUAUUUUGUAUUAUUUAUUUUAUUUACUGUUAAGUUGAAGAUGGAUAGAUCAUCUGUAAAUGUAGCAAAAGGAAAACCAUGAUUAAUUGGUACGAGUAAACUACUGUGUAAAAAUAAAAGGUAAACCAAGA